This is a messenger RNA of Diuraphis noxia (Russian wheat aphid), 2102 nucleotides long. It is a transcript of the gene HDAC11, whose product is annotated as Histone deacetylase 11. NCBI's taxonomy places the organism in Eukaryota, Metazoa, Arthropoda, Insecta, Hemiptera, Aphididae. Gene Ontology annotation, cellular component: histone deacetylase complex. The record is from RefSeq and is a predicted model, not a curated record. Gene Ontology annotation, molecular function: histone deacetylase activity. Gene Ontology annotation, biological process: epigenetic regulation of gene expression.
GGAGGUACUAGAUUAGCUGGAAAAAUAGCUCGAAAGGAAGGAGUUGCCAUUAAUUUAGGAGGAGGUUUUCAUCACUGUAGUAAAAAUCGUGGUGGAGGGUUUUGUCCAUAUGCUGAUAUAUCAUUGRUUGUGAACGAUGCAUUACAAGAAAAUGACUGUAAACUGGUGAUGAUUAUUGAUUUAGAUGCUCACCAGGGUAAUGGAUAUGAAAGAGAUUUUAUUGGCAACUCAAAAGUAUUUAUUAUUGAUGUAUUUAAUAAAAAUAUAUACCCAAAAGAUACAUAUGCAGAAACUGCCAUUUCAAAGGCUGUGAAACUAGAUUACUUUAUACAAGAUUAUGAAUAUUUAACCACCGUUGAAAGUGYUUUGAUUGAAUCACUGCUGAAAGUUAAACCAGAUUUCAUAAUUUAUAAUGCAGGUACAGACAUUUUAAAAGGAGAUAAAUUGGGGUUACUCUCUAUCACUCCAGAGGGAAUAAUACAAAGAGAUGAAAUGGUGUUCAAAUUAGCUCAACAAAAUAAUGUUCCUUUAGUUAUGUUGACAUCCGGUGGUUAUCAUAGAUCAACUGCGAACAUCAUAGCAGCUUCAUUGCAGAAUCUAGUACAAAAAGGGCUAGUUAAACCAUCCUAAGUGGAAUAAUACAAAUUUAUAAGCGUAAAAUAUAAGUUCUAUCUAYUGUUAUUAUUCUAAUAAAUAAUAAAAGGCGUCCUGAUAUGUGUAGUACAAUAAGAAGAAUGCUGCUUAUUAUUGCUCUGUAUCUUUCAUAGAAAAAUAUUAAAGAAUACACCUAUAUAGGCACCUACAGUUAUAAUAAACUAAUAACAAAUGAAAAGUAAUAAUAAUAUAAGCACGUUGCACAUUGAAUACAUUGGACUCCGUUGCUCCAAGAUCCAAUUCCAAUAGUUAAUUAAUAGCAAAUAUUUUUUUUAAACAAUACUAAAUAAUAAUUUUAAUUUAAUUGGGUACCUUAAGAUAUUAUUUAACAUAACAAUUUUUUAUAGUUUGGAUAUUUUUAUUUUAAUAACAAAUAAAACGUUAAUUUAAGAUCCCGAGCUGAGAAUCUAUUGGUUUCAUAAUGAUCUGUGUGUUUUUCGUUGUUUACAUACUAAAAAUUAUACUUUACCUAUACGAGUAAAUUUAAUAAAUAAUAAAUUAAAAACAACAUUUUUGUAGCAUUUUUUAGAUUUUUGCACUACUCGACGUUUAUUUAUACGAAUAUGUACCAUAAUAUAGGUAUAUUGUAUAAAUAUUUUUUUCAAGUUCACAUUGCCUACCCAUAUAAAUUCCCRGGGCAAUAUAAUGUAAAUAAUGUAAUGUUUAGAAUUAGAUUAAUAGAUUUAUCUAAAAAUAGCCAUUUAAAUAGGUAUUAUAAAUACCUAUGUCCGGUUUCUCAUAUCACCUAUUAUAACAUGUAAUGAUAAGAAAAUAAUUUAAUUUUCCAUAUGAUCCAUUGGCCCCAUUAAAUUGAUGGUAGUUUAUAUUUAGUUAAUAAAUAUUGUAAUUAAUUAAUUUUAUUGUUUAUCGGUGUACAAACAAUUUAAAUAUUAAAUACAACAAUAUAAUAAUCUUUUAAAAWCCKUAUUGUAUGGACUCAAUAGUUAGUUUUUAAUUAGAUAACAUAUUGUUUGGUUUUGAAAUUUUAUUUGCCCCAUUUGGAAAAAAAUCAAAUAACAUAUUACAUUUUUUGGUAUUCGUGUAUUAAUAUGACUACAAAAAAUACACUAAUUGACCUCAAAUAUUAUUUUUCACUAAAGAGUUAAGACUGAAUAAAAUAAAAUUCUGUUUCCUCAUUACUUUUUUUCCCCUCAUUACCUAAAUAUAUUUUCUGUUAUAUUUUUUCGAUGGCUCACCUAAUCACUYRUAUGCAUUACGUAAGUUAAUAGGUACACUUAUUUUUUUUAAUCUUCCUGUCAAAACAUUUAACAUCAUACUAUAGCUGUCCAUCAUAAUCUAUUUGUAUGUAACUUGUUUUGAAACAUAGGUUAGGUAUAUAGUAUAUAAUAUAUAUGGAUAUAAUAGAAUUUAAGGACGAUAUAUUGACUAGAUAUUAUAGCAAAUAUUAAAAUAAAUGUACAGGGUAAUUCACCAAGCAUACACAUUAC